AUGCCUUCUGGGUUCGAAAGAUUGCUUCACCACUCACCAACUCCGUCACCCCCGCCACGAAGAACCUCCACAACAUCACGCUAUCACCUCUUCAUCCGACAACAGCCCAUCGCAGCCCGGGCUUGUGGUGCCGGUGACCGAGACCGCCGCCCUGUAGACCCACCUCCAAUCCUCCAGUUGCUGUUAACGGACUUUGACCCCAGCACAUCAGAUGAUAUCAAUGUCCUUCAAGAUCCGCGCUUUACCGUUGGUUGCUUCUUGGUUCCCGAAACGCGGGGUUCGAUCUCGUCCGAUCUGGAUGGUGAUAGUGCACUUCGAGAGGACCGUCUCGGGACUGCUCCUGGUCAAUCUACACCAUUGCUUUCGGGAAAAGCAUUUGUCCCACCUUUCUUUGUCGAUGAAGAUCCAGACCCAGCAACUGCUCCUAAUCAUCCAUCAACGUAUGAUUUUCACCUACCGGAAAAAAGGAUGCAGCUCGCCCCGUCAUCAUCCAACGGAGCCAAACAGCCCGCAGCAUUUUUCAUAUUCUCCGAUCUCUCCGUGCGUACAGCUGGACUGUAUCGCUUGCAAUUCCGGCUCAUGAACUGGGGCCUCGUUGAGGACACAGGACAAUCGAUGCCCGUCCUUGCCGAAGUAUGGUCUGAUCCUUUUCGCGUCUUCCCUGCCAAAGACUUUCCCGGGAUGCGAGACUCCUCACGUCUCACGGAAGGUCUCAAGGAACUAGGUUUUGUCGAACUGAAAACCAGGGGAAAAGGAAAAGGGAAGGGCCGACGGAGUCAUAAGAGUUACAUUAGUCUAUACAUGGUACUAGUUCAUAAAGACGCCUACUUAUUACAUAGAGACCCCUCCCUCACUUAUAUGGAAGCGUCAGACGUUUCAGAUGGCCAGUUAUGUUGGUUGGUAAUACUAAUCGAGUUGCUAAAAUUACCAGAGCCCAGCUCGCCAUCGUAG
Molecule: messenger RNA, 951 nt
Organism: Aspergillus niger
Lineage: Eukaryota; Fungi; Ascomycota; Eurotiomycetes; Eurotiales; Aspergillaceae
Exons: 5
Coding region: 1-951 (316 amino acids)
Source: RefSeq, a predicted model, not a curated record